This is a messenger RNA of Neltuma alba, 2225 nucleotides long. Its product is annotated as probable serine/threonine-protein kinase PIX7. Gene Ontology annotation, molecular function: ATP binding; protein kinase activity. The coding region runs from base 514 to 1938 and encodes 474 amino acids. Gene Ontology annotation, biological process: protein phosphorylation. The record is from RefSeq and is a predicted model, not a curated record. Lineage: Eukaryota; Viridiplantae; Streptophyta; Magnoliopsida; Fabales; Fabaceae. The transcript is spliced from 6 exons.
AUGAGAGAGAAUCGAUAAAUUGGAAAGGCAGGCCAUCUUCAUUUUUGUUUUUUUCUGCAGCAUUGUAUUCUACUAGUCAGUUUCAAGAGAAGGAGCCCAUCUCUGGGAUUUCUGUGUCUUUGAGCAGAGAGGUUACUUCUGUUCUUAGUUCAACUCCGGUGCUGCGUUCCUUCUGCGCUGAGCUGACACUGCUACUACCUUCAGCUUCCCCAAGUCGAUCAAUCGAGGGCUCGGUAGACCCGGAGGUGUUUGGACACUGAUUUGCGCUACGUGAUCUGCUCUCUUCGUUUUCCUUCUAGGUUUAAGUUACCGGCUUUUGUUUUGAUUACUGUGUUUCGAGGAGUUUGGAGGAGUAGAGUUGUGAUUUUUAGGUUUUAUUUAGGGAAUUUAUCAUCCGGGCUUGACGCUUCUUUGCUGCUUGUUGUGCUGGGAGGGGGGCAUUGGAGGGGGUGGUGUUCGGUAUACGCGGGCUUUUGAUGAUAUCUGAGAUUAAGUCCUCAGGGUUUUCAAGAGAUGGGGUUGGGUGCUGAUAAUGGUAAGGUGGAGUCUUGGGAUGUCAGCAAAUCAAAGGGGAAGAAGAAGAAGAAGAAAGAUGACGGCGUUGUGGAAGAGGAAGAAACUGGGUGUUGGGCUGGGCUGAGGUUCAUUGGCAGUUGCAUUUCUUCGAGAUCCAAGGUUGAUAGCUCAGUCAGCAGCAUCAGUACUCAUUACGGUAGAGAUCAACCAACAGCUCCAGUAGUCUCUUCUACAACCACAAGUAACGCGGAAAGUAAUUCAUCCACCUCCAAACUUGAAGAGGAACUUAAAGUUGCUUCCAGGCUUCGAAAGUUCUCAUUUAAUGAUCUUAAGCUGGCAACAAGAAACUUCCGGCCUGAGAGUCUUCUUGGUGAAGGUGGGUUUGGUUGUGUAUUCAAGGGAUGGAUUGAAGAAAAUGGAACUGCUCCAGUGAAACCUGGCACAGGGCUUACAGUUGCUGUAAAAACCCUCAAUCAUGAUGGGCUCCAGGGUCAUAAAGAAUGGCUGGCUGAAGUAAGUUUUCUUGGUGAUCUAAUUCAUCCCAACCUCGUUAAACUUAUAGGCUACUCUAUUGAAGAUGAUCAAAGGUUGCUAGUUUAUGAAUUCAUGCCUCGGGGAAGCCUGGAGAACCACCUAUUUAGGAGAUCCCUGCCGCUUCCGUGGUCCAUCAGAAUGAAAAUUGCACUAGGAGCUGCGAAGGGUCUGGCAUUUCUUCAUGAGGAAGCUGAGCGACCAGUAAUAUAUAGGGAUUUUAAAACUUCCAACAUACUGUUGGAUGCUGAGUACAAUGCCAAACUUUCGGAUUUUGGACUUGCCAAAGAUGGUCCGGAGGGUGAUAAAACCCAUGUAUCUACUCGGGUGAUGGGAACCUAUGGUUAUGCAGCGCCAGAAUAUGUCAUGACAGGUCAUCUUACAUCAAAAAGUGAUGUGUACAGUUUUGGAGUUGUUCUUCUUGAGAUGUUGACUGGCAGAAGAUCGAUGGACAAAAACCGACCCAAUGGUGAACAUAACCUUGUCGAAUGGGCUCGGCCACAUCUGGGAGAGAGAAGAAGGUUCUAUAGGUUGAUAGAUCCUCGGUUAGAAGGUCACUUUUCUAUAAAAGGAGCUCAAAAAGCUGCCCAACUGGCUGCUCACUGCCUCAGCAGAGAUCCAAAAGCCAGACCCCUAAUGAGCGAAGUCGUGGAAGCUUUAAAGCCCCUGCCAAACCUCAAGGACAUGGCGAGCUCAUCAUAUUAUUUUCAGACAAUGCAAGCUGACAGAUUUGGUGCCAGCCCUAAUACUCGAAAUGGGCGAACACAAGGAGGAUUGCUUACCCGGCAUGGGCAGCAGCAGAGGAGUCUCUCUAUUCCUCAUGGAUCUCAUGCAUCUCCUUAUCACCACCAGUUUCCCUUACAAUCCCCUAAACCUAAUGGCAAAGCAUAGAGUUAAGGAAUUUUCUAUCUAAUUUUCUCCUCUCCUUUUUUUUUUUUUUCAUGAUACCUUGCUUUCUCAGUAUAGAUGUACUUUGUGUCAAAUGAAACUAUUCAUGGAUAACUUGAGAGCUAAAAGAGCAUUUGGCUUCGUGGUGUAUGUUAUGAGUGUUAGGUGAAGCCUAUUGAGCAAGUGCGUCUUGUCAAUUUGUUAACAAAUAUUUUUCUUCAGGUUGCUUCGAAACACUGAAGAUCAAUAUCAUCUCCUGAAAUAUCAUUUCAUGAUUUCUUUUAUCUUGC